Molecule: messenger RNA, 693 nt
Organism: Zygotorulaspora mrakii
Lineage: Eukaryota; Fungi; Ascomycota; Saccharomycetes; Saccharomycetales; Saccharomycetaceae
Gene: IML3
Product: Iml3p
Exons: 1
Coding region: 1-693 (230 amino acids)
Source: RefSeq, a predicted model, not a curated record
AUGAUCCAUGAGUGGUCAUUUUACGUACUAGACGGAUCUAUUAAUUGGAGAACACAAUUAGGAUCCCUAGAACGCUUACUGCGAUCUUCUAUUUCAAUUGGAAAUCAAGUCAUCUAUGCUGAAGAUAGCAGAGAAGGUGCAAAAUAUGUUAGGAAGCGUUUCGAGAUCGAAUCAGAGGAACUCAUAAGUUUUAUGGAGCUGGUAGAAAAUAAAAAUUUUAGAAUACCGACAAUUCUUUCCUUUGCGGGUAAUGAAUAUAUCAAAGAUUUGAUUUUGGGAUGGAUACGAUCAGAAUGUGGAGUCAUUAUUCUACCGAUAGAGUUCAAUGGUACAUUUAUGAUUUAUGUGGUUGAUGCGAUCUUUUAUGCCAGUACAUUGCACUUCUCUGAGACUUACCGUACCAAGCUUAUAUAUGACGUUGAUACUGAAAAUAAGAACCUAAAAAAACUUGAACUCGAACUGGAUAAGGAUACUUUGAAAACAUUUACAGAUAUGGAAAAACGAUCGGUUUUUGAAAAAUGCAUAAUGCCCUAUAUACGUGAAGAGACAGGGUUAAUUUUGGAGAAAUUAACUCUUUCCAUGAUCUCUUUGGCAGGCUUUGCGAGAAUAAAUAAACGAGGCAUCAGCACUUUCGCAAACACUUUAGAGACCGAAAUUUUGCUAACAUUGUUGCAAAGAUCCCAACUCGAUUGA